AUGUUCCAAUUCUCCGAAGAGACCAAGGAGCGCAUCUCCAAGGUCAUCGAUGUCUCGCGGGUUGCUAUCCACUACGGUUAUCUUCCUCUGAUUGUCUACCUUGGCUACACCUACAGUGAACCGAGACCAACUCUUUUCAAGUUGUUCUCGCCGCUUGCUUAG
Messenger RNA from Aspergillus ruber CBS 135680, 162 nucleotides. Its product is annotated as mitochondrial import receptor subunit TOM7. NCBI's taxonomy places the organism in Eukaryota, Fungi, Ascomycota, Eurotiomycetes, Eurotiales, Aspergillaceae. The coding region runs from base 1 to 162 and encodes 53 amino acids. The record is from RefSeq and is a predicted model, not a curated record. Gene Ontology annotation, cellular component: mitochondrial outer membrane translocase complex; mitochondrial outer membrane. The transcript is spliced from 5 exons. Gene Ontology annotation, biological process: protein insertion into mitochondrial outer membrane; protein import into mitochondrial matrix.